This is a messenger RNA of Aspergillus clavatus NRRL 1, 465 nucleotides long. RefSeq lists its product as uncharacterized. The record is from RefSeq and is a predicted model, not a curated record. The transcript is spliced from 2 exons. The coding region runs from base 1 to 465 and encodes 154 amino acids. Lineage: Eukaryota; Fungi; Ascomycota; Eurotiomycetes; Eurotiales; Aspergillaceae.
AUGGCAACAAGCCUCCCUCUUCUCAGAGAGCAGAGCAUUUCUUUAGAAGACGCCUUGACAGAUGAUGACAAUAUCCUGCAUCGAUUAGAUUAUCCGCAGAAAAAGAAGGAAUUUUGGUUGCAUCUUCUCUCCCAUAGGAGUGAGAUCGAAGAACUAGCGUCCUUUCAUCUUCGCGCGAAACAUUGCCAGGUGGCUGAUGAAGCUGACUGGUUAUUUGGCAGCUAUAAUGUGUGCAUUCCAGUUAAUGUUAACCCUCCAUCCAAGCAAAUGGUCCUUGUUCGAAUCCCAUUACCAUUUAAGAUCGGCGAGAUGAAUAAUCCUGGAAAUGUGGAUGAAAAACUACGGUGCGAAGUAGCUACCUACAUUUGGAUUCAUGAGAACUGCCCAACCGUCCCUAUUCCAUCCCUCUACGGCAUAGCAUCCUUCCAAAAGGUAAUCACUGCACCUCUAUCUCUAUAUCUUUAG